CGGUCCGACUCUACGCACAACACCAUAUUCUAUGUAGUGCCACAAGAAGCACUUGACACGGACCUUCUUCUUGGUUGCGAGGACUCUGGUGAAGGCAUUCCAGGUGCGUAUAUACAUAUUCACUAUGGUCAAGGAAGAUCCUUUGGCUGAUUAGAUGCGCCCUUCGACCAGACUAUCAGCCUACCAUUGUUCCUGAAUCGCAAGCUCGACAGAACCCACUUCACCAAGAAUACAGGCAGGACAUGCGUCCUCCAGCACCAACACCACCUUCCGUAUCGUUUCACCGUUCAGCAAUGACUCACGGCGGAUCCGCUCGCGCAAGCCCCGUUCAUCCUCAAAACGAGCAAUACCAUCCACAUCAUUUGGUAGAGCCCUUGAUCUCUCGACAGCGGACAUAUGGAACAGCAGUACAAAGUCAACAGCCUUCACCAGCCCCUACGGUUCUGGGCUCGCACAUUGAGCACCCACAGCCUCUUCGACCAAACAUCGCUGCAGCAAGCCCUGUCCAAGACGCCGAUCCCAACAAAAACGCUGGUAGAAUCAGAUUGAGUAUCUCAUGGGACGUGACCACUUUCAACGUAUGGCUGGAUCUGAACGCACAUUGCGAUGCUUUCUAUAAAGCCUUCCAACAACAGGCCGCAAAGCAGCGCAAGAGCAUACUCGACCGAGCUACCAUCACAAUACAACUGAAGAAUGAUAAGAACAUGCCAGACGAGGAAGCCUGCCCCCUCUCACUUGCCGAAGAUGACUUGGAAGCAGAUUGGGAGAUGAUCACUGAAUGGUUGGAGGCAAAUAGGAGAGACAAAUCGCCUCAUAUCUAUGGCGUGGUAGAGAUGGAAGAAGGGUGAAGGUCUACCCUUCCCUCUGGACCUUCGGUUCAGAAUUUCAUGCGAUAACCCCUCCACUGAUUGUUGCUUGAGGUCGCGAGCGCUCUUCAAGAGGCUAUCGUGACUCCCGUCACCACUGGAAUAUUGUACGAAGACGUAUACCCUCCGCAUACGACAUGUCCAGGAGGAUCAAGGUCAGUGUCAGGUUUUGAAUCGGGUCAGAGAUACACGAGGUCUAAUGAGCAACAGCUAGAGACAAGGAACCCAGCGGCACGAACAGAAGGCUGGCGCUCGAGCUGAGCAAGACGGAAUAAGUUUUAACCAUAUAUGAAUCUUUCGGACCAGUGUAAAGAUCCAUCUACAUCUUUAGACACAUUAA
Alternaria alternata is the source of this 1206-nucleotide messenger RNA. RefSeq lists its product as hypothetical. The transcript has a single exon. The coding region runs from base 294 to 848 and encodes 184 amino acids. The record is from RefSeq and is a predicted model, not a curated record. Lineage: Eukaryota; Fungi; Ascomycota; Dothideomycetes; Pleosporales; Pleosporaceae.